This is a messenger RNA of Hirsutella rhossiliensis, 1467 nucleotides long. RefSeq lists its product as uncharacterized. The record is from RefSeq and is a predicted model, not a curated record. The coding region runs from base 1 to 1467 and encodes 488 amino acids. The transcript has 2 exons. NCBI's taxonomy places the organism in Eukaryota, Fungi, Ascomycota, Sordariomycetes, Hypocreales, Ophiocordycipitaceae.
AUGAGCCUCUACACCGACCCUCCCGCCCUCUUGCCCUUUCGCCACGACAAACCCACCCUGCUCGUCUGCUGGUGGGCCACGUCCUUUUGCGCCCUCAUGAUCCUCAUCCGCAUCACCGGCCGCUUCAUCCGCACCGAGAGGCUCUUCCGCGAGGACAAGAUUGCCGCCUGUGCCCUCGUGCCCCUCGUCCUGCGCAUGGCCUGCGUCCACUUCAUCCUCGUCUGGGGCACCAGCAAUGCCGACUUUACCGGCGUCGACCUCACCCCGGCCCAGCUGCGCCAAAAGUCGAUUGCCAGCGGCCUCACCAUAGCCAGUCGCUUCUUUUACACGUCGACGCUGUGGAUCUACAAGUACGCCAUCCUCGAGUUCCUCACCCGACUCACAGACCUCACCUGGGAGCGCUCGCACCGCUCGACCCUCUUCGCCAUCCGCUGGACCCUCGUCAUCACCUUUGUCGCCACCCUCAUCACCAACCUCGCCGAGUGCCGCCCCUUUCACCUCCACUGGCAGGUCCUGCCCGACCCGGGUGGCCAGUGUCGCCAGGGCUACGCCCAGCUCAUCACAAUGGCCACGUGCAACGUCGCCACCGACAUCCUCCUCGUCGUCUUCCCCGUCCCUCUCAUCGUCCGCAGCCGCAUGCGCUUCCGGAGAAAGGCCCAGUUGAUCCUGCUCUUCUCCCUUAGCCUCUCCGUCGUCGCCCUCACCAUCUACCGAUUGCCGCACAUCCUGCGCGAGCACGGCCGCCAGCAGGCCCGAUCCCUCCUGGCCUCGGUCGAGAUCAUCUUCGCCACCGCCUCGGCCAACGCCCUCGUCCUCGGCUCCUUUGUCCGGGACCGCGGCAUCAAGAAGCAAAAGUUUCACCGCCCCUCCGUGGCCGAGUCCUUUGACCCCGCCGCCAGUACCAGACUUCCCACCCUCCGCCGCCAGUGGGGAAGCGACGAAGACCUCGUCCGGGACGUCGGCCUCGGCGCCGACCCCAGCCUACGGGACCCGCCCGGUAGCCCGGGGUCGGAGCCUCUAUCGCCCAUGUCCCCCCGUUCUCCCAAUCCCAUGGCCCUCCGGCUGGGCAACGAGGGAGGUGCAGCCUGGCUGGAGCAUCACGGACCGGGUACGCACCAACAGCCACCGCCACCCGCGGGGCCGAGGAGACUCUCGUUCCUGGACGUGGGCGGCCUGCUCGACGACCCCGAGGCCGCGCGGACCGCUACCGAUUCCGGCCCCUCGCGAGCCACCAAUCCCCCUCCGGCCUCGGUGCAGGCGGGCACGGCAGGUGUGCAGCGAGGCUCCACGGCGCUCCUGCAAGAUCUCGCUGGCAAUCCCGGGCCGCGCAACGGCAACGUGCCCAAGCCGAAGCCCGGAACCGGAACCCAGCUACAGUCGAUUCCGCAAUCCCGACCGGUGCAGCGGUACGACGGCCGGAGAGAUUCCGGCCCGCAGCUCAUGGAUCCCGGCGGUCUCCUCAAGUGA